Messenger RNA from Wallemia ichthyophaga EXF-994, 2766 nucleotides. RefSeq names its product MutS protein-like protein 5. Gene Ontology annotation, biological process: mismatch repair; chiasma assembly. Lineage: Eukaryota; Fungi; Basidiomycota; Wallemiomycetes; Wallemiales; Wallemiaceae. Gene Ontology annotation, molecular function: ATP-dependent DNA damage sensor activity; mismatched DNA binding; ATP binding. The record is from RefSeq and is a predicted model, not a curated record. Gene Ontology annotation, cellular component: nucleus. The transcript has 16 exons. Bases 1 to 2766 code for a protein of 921 amino acids.
AUGCUCGACAAACGAUACGAGAGAUACGCGGGAAUGAGAAGAGAUGCAACGUCACAGCUAUCCCAGGCAGAGAUAGACGCUGACGACGUUGAAGAUGAAAAGAUCACUCUCGCAAUCAGCGCGCACAAGGACGAGAUCGCUGUGGCUUCUUUCGAUACACUAACUCACAAGAUACGCGUCAUGCAGGAUACCCCUGAUAGUUCAUCUCAUCAUCUUAUCACCACCAUUUUGCAUCAGCUGCAGCCAGACGAGGUAUACUGCUCACUCACUGCACCCGAAUCGCUCAUCGAUGCUGUUGAGCUCUUCAUCGCCAGUGUAAAAACAAACGCUGUUCUCCACCUCAAUCCUUGGAAGGAUUUCGCUUAUGAUCCAUCCAAGUCGCGUAUUUUGCAGCUCAAUUUGUCCAACAUCGAAUGGUCUAAUGAUUUACCUGUUACGCCUACAGCUACUCCCCAGUCAGCAUUCCAACAGCAGUCCGUUGACAUGAGCGCAAUGGAUGAGCGCUCCAAGGAAAUCUACCUAUCGGGCCUGAUUAAUUUCGACUUCAAGCUCUCAGUUGGAGCUGUAGGCUGCUUGAUAUUGACCUUGCAGCGCCAUCUCGCUCAGGAGGCACCCGAGGCCAUCACUUCUGCUUGUUGUCGAGUGGAAGAUCUAGCUGUGGUCGGUUUGGAGACGUGGCAAGUUGACAAGGUGAUGCAGAUCGAUAACGAUGCAUUGAUGGCGUUGGGUGUGUUCGCUGAUGAACAGCACGCAUCGAUGCACUCCAAUAAAAGCAAGGAAGGUCUGUCAUUGUUCAAUCUUCUUUCUGAAACCAAGACACAUUCUGGUACACAGCUCCUGCAGAGAAGAUUAAGACAGCCGAGCUGCGACGUCAAAGUGAUCAACAACAGACUCGACGCCAUAGCUAUACUGAUCCAUCCGCAAAAUGUCAAUGCUGUGGCUGCGAUGCGUAAAAGCUUAUCGAAAGUCGGAAAGGGUGUCAAUGUGUUGCAUGUGUUCAACUCGCUCAAAGUUGGUAAAACGAGUUAUCGUUUCUUUAGUUGUCUCGUUCAGUUGACAGUACUCGCUCAAGAGCAGUACGAAAUCAUUGCAAGUCUCGCUGUACUCGAAUCUAAGCAGUUGAUUCUGGAUAUACUUACUGCAUUUGACAUAUCCACUUGUCAUACUACCAGGGAAGCUAUAAUGUUCGCGGUCGAUUUUGUCGAAUCGAAACGAUCGCGCAGACUAAUCAUCGCUGAUGGGUUCGACGAUGAUCUUGACACUAUUCGCCACAAGUACGACAGCAUAGACAGUCUGCUGUCGCAAAUCGCUCUGCAAAUCUACGAUGAAACACCACCUGGCGUUGCUGAGGAGAUCAAUGUGGUCUACUUUCCACAAAUUGGAUACCUGAUUGCUAUUGAUGUUGUCAACAACCACUACGAAGAUGUCGAAGAUAAAGACAUGAUCGGUGCGCGCAUUGGAUGGGUGUAUCAAUUCAUGACCGAAUCAGUUGUGUAUUUCAAAUCAGACAGGAUGUUUGAGCUUGACGCCCACCUCGGCGAUCUCGCAACGAUGAUCGCAGACAGAGAGACAGAGAUAGCGUAUGAUCUCAGUCAAUUUGUGUUGAGCUAUACAAAGGAGCUGUCUAAAAUGGCUGCAGCAAUUGCCGAGCUGGAUAUACUACUCGCACUCACGCGCAUAAGCGAAUUAAACAGUUUCAGCAAGCCACUGAUUGCAACAACUCCAAUCAUCAGGAUAUCAGAGGGCAGACAUCCGCUUCAAGAAAUGUGCGUCAAUGAUUUUGUGCAAAAUGACACUUUCUUCAAGAAGACAAGCGAGACGAGAAUCAGAGUCGAUGAUGAUAUCGAUAUUAUAGAGAGCAGAGGCACUGCUCCGAGCGCCUCGCACACUCCUGCUCCGCGCACACCCACGCACCAGCUGAGCAGCUUCUCAGCCACCGGCUCUGACAGACAGACUAGCGUUCAGUUAAACAACUCAGCUAUGGUUAUUACAGGUGCCAAUGGAAGUGGAAAGAGCGUGUAUCUCAAACAAGUCGGUCUGAUUGUUAUCAUGGCGCAGAUUGGAUGUUACGUCCCUGCUGAAUCUGCUACUAUUGGUUUGGUAGACAAACUCUUCACUCGCAUUAUGUGCAAAGAGUCGUCAUCGAAAAUGCAGUCGGCAUUUAUGAUCGACUUGGCUCAGGUUACACACGCUAUGCGCAAUGCUACCGGCCGUUCACUCGUCUUGAUGGAUGAGUUUGGAAAGGGAACUCUUCCAUCAGAUGGCGCAGGGAUUUUUGCAGCGAGUGUCAACCAUCUGGUUAAGAGGGGCGACGAUUGUCCAUUCGUGAUUGCCACUACACACUUUCACGAUCUUUGGGGUAGCGGAUACAUCAACAUGGACGCACCGAUCACUGUUGCUCAUAUGCGCGUUAAGAGUGGCAGAGACGAGAACGGGAAGCCAGUGCUGACCCAUCUACAUAAACUUGAGUUAGAGCUCAGCAUGGACUCUGGAGCUUUUGAUUGCGCGUUAGUGAAUAACAUACCUGCAGAAAUAGUCGAUAGGGGGAGGUAUAUCUCACAGCUUUACCUGCUAGACACACUUGACGAAGUAGCUCUGGAAAACUUGGACGCUGAACCAUCAGAAGAAGUGCUGGAGGCGCAAGCGAUAAUGAAGAGAUUCUUAGAAUGGGAUAUUCAACACGCAUACACUAAUAACAGUGACCCGAAUGCAAUCAUACAGCAUGUUAAUGACAGCAUCAUCGAAGGUGUGAUCGUGUUCGACUGA